GAAAAUGGUUGGAGGAGUUCGUACUGAUUCCUUGGACUACAGAACAGAGCUUCUAUCUCCAACUCCGGAGGAAGAAACAGUUAUCGGAUCAAUUGGGCAGUCUUGGAAGCUCAAUUUCGACGAUUUCCGGUUACCGGAACAACAAUCCUCGCGAAUCGGUUUUGGAAAAUUAUUUACUCUAAGGAAAAAAGCAAUGAUUGCCAAAUACUACAAGAAGCAAGAAAACCUUGUGAAAGGUUUCAAUGAAAUGGAGAGAAUGAGUGAAUUGGGUUGUUUGCCUGGAAGUCUCACAGAGGGUGAAGAGAAAGAGCUUGCAAAGAGUGAAAAGACAGCAAUAUAUGCAUCAAACAUAGCAAACUUGGUGCUUUUCAUAGCAAAAGUGUAUGCUUCGAUUGAGAGCAGAUCCUUAGCAGUGAUUGCAUCUACUUUAGAUUCUCUUUUGGAUCUCUUGUCAGGCUUCAUUCUAUGGUUUACUGAUUAUUCCAUGAGAAAUCCCAAUCAGUAUCGGUAUCCAAUCGGCAAGAAGAGGAUGCAACCAGUGGGCAUCGUUGUUUUUGCUUCAAUAAUGGCAACUCUAGGGUUCCAAAUAUUGUUAGAGGCUGUGAGGCAACUCGUUGAAAAGUCCCAACCAACUUUAGACCGUAAGAAGGAGAAAUGGAUGAUAGGGAUAAUGGUUUCGGUUACAAUCGUAAAAUUUGUGUUGAUGAUAUUUUGCCGAAGAUUCAAGAACGAAAUUGUUCGAGCCUACGCUCAAGAUCAUUUCUUUGAUGUCAUUACCAACUCAACCGGUUUAGUAUCGGCUGUCCUGGCCGUUCGAUAUUAUUGGUGGAUUGAUCCCAGUGGAGCUAUAUUAAUAGCUUUAUACACAAUGGGUACAUGGGCAAAGACGGUUAUGGAGAACGUAUGGUCAUUAAUAGGGCGAACGGCGCCUCCCGAUUUCAUAUCGAAACUAACAUAUUUAAUAUGGAAUCACCAUGAACAGAUCAAACAUAUUGAUACAGUUAGGGCUUAUACAUUUGGAUCUCACUAUUUUGUAGAGGUAGACAUAGUCCUACCAGAGGACAUGCCUCUAAUUCAAGCACAUAACAUUGGUGAGACACUUCAAGAGAAGCUAGAGCAACUCGAAGAGGUGGAGCGAGCUUUCGUUCAUAUGGAUUUCGAGUUCACUCACAAACCAGAACAUAACACCAAGAUCAAGUAAUGA
Molecule: messenger RNA, 1204 nt
Organism: Telopea speciosissima
Lineage: Eukaryota; Viridiplantae; Streptophyta; Magnoliopsida; Proteales; Proteaceae
Product: metal tolerance protein 10-like
Exons: 6
Coding region: 5-1201 (398 amino acids)
Biological process (GO): transmembrane transport; monoatomic cation transport
Cellular component (GO): membrane
Molecular function (GO): monoatomic cation transmembrane transporter activity
Source: RefSeq, a predicted model, not a curated record